CUGUCACGCUGACAGCUCGUGAGGAGAGGAGAGCCGGUAAUUGGCAUUCCUCGGAGGGGACAUGUACACUGAUCAUCAGAGCACUGAUCGGUCCCCAGCAGCGCCACCUGUCAGUGUCCAUCAGUGCUCAUCCAUACCACCUGCCAGUGUCCAUCAGUGCCAGCUCUCAGUGCUCAUCCAUGCCACCUGCCAGUGCCCAUCAGUGCCACAUAUCAGUGUCCAUCUGAGCUGCCUUUCAGUGUCACCCGUCAGUGCCACCUUCAAUGCCAGUCAGUGCUGCCUAUCAGUGCCAGGCAGUGCCGCCUAUCAGUGCCCAUCAGUGAUG
This is a messenger RNA of Staurois parvus, 325 nucleotides long. Lineage: Eukaryota; Metazoa; Chordata; Amphibia; Anura; Ranidae. The record is from the annotation of a GenBank genome assembly.